AUGGGAAAUGUUUCGGGACGUUCGCCGGCGGCCUCUGUCCUUAUCCCCAAGCUCCUCAGCAUGGAUGAAGGGCAGGUUUUCUCCAAGAUUUUCAGCCACGAGGCUCUGGAGAGUUAUCUCCCCAAGAUCCAGCUGGUGAUCAAGGACACCCUGCGGGCCUGGAGCAGCAACCCCGAGCCCAUCAACGUGUACCACGAGGCGCAGAAGCUGACGUUCCGCAUGGCCAUCCGCGUCCUGCUGGGAUUCCGCAUCCCGGACGAGGAGCUCGGCCGCCUCUUCGAGGUCUACCAGCAGUUCGUGGAGAACGUCUUCUCCUUGCCCGUGGACCUGCCCUUCAGCGGCUACAGGAGGGGAAUCCGGGCCCGGGAGACGCUGCAGAAGGGGCUGGAAAAAGCCAUCCAGGAGAAGCUGCAGAACACGCAGGGCAAGGACUACGCCGACGCCCUGGACAUCCUGAUAGAGAGCGGGAAGGAGCACGGCAAGGAGCUGACCAUGCAGGAGCUGAAGGACGGCACCCUGGAGCUCAUCUUCGCCGCCUACGCCACCACGGCCAGCGCCAGCACCUCCCUGAUCAUGCAGCUCCUCAAACACCCGCGGGUGCUGGAGAAGCUGCGGGAGGAGCUGCGGAGCAAAGGGAUCCUCCACAACGGCUGCAUCUGCGAGGGCUCCCUGCGCCUGGACAACAUCAACGGCCUCCAGUACCUGGACUGCGUCAUCAAGGAGGUUCUCCGGCUCUUCACCCCCAUCUCCGGAGGGUACCGGACCGUGCUGCAGACCUUCGAGCUGGACGGCUUCCAAAUCCCCAAGGGCUGGAGCGUGAUGUACAGCAUCCGGGACACCCACGACACCGCCCCCGUCUUCAAGGACGUGGACGUCUUCGACCCCGACCGCUUCGGGCAGGGCCGGAGCGAGGACAAGGAGGGCAGGUUCCACUACCUCCCCUUCGGAGGAGGCGUACGGACCUGUCUGGGCAAGCACCUGGCCAAGCUCUUCCUCAAGGCUCUGGCCAUCGAGCUGGCCAGCACCAGCCGCUUCGAGCUCGCCACCAGGACUUUCCCCAGGAUCACCCUGGUGCCCGUGGUCCACCCGGUUGACGGACUCAAGGUCAAGUUCUUCGGACUGGAUUCCAACCAGAACGAGAUCCUGACGGGCACAGACGCCAUGCUGGGGGCCACCGUGUAGAGCCCGCGCCGGCGGCA
This is a messenger RNA of Hirundo rustica (Barn swallow), 1199 nucleotides long. RefSeq names its product cytochrome P450 26B1-like. The coding region runs from base 1 to 1182 and encodes 393 amino acids. Lineage: Eukaryota; Metazoa; Chordata; Aves; Passeriformes; Hirundinidae. The transcript has 5 exons. The record is from RefSeq and is a predicted model, not a curated record. Gene Ontology annotation, biological process: sterol metabolic process. Gene Ontology annotation, molecular function: oxidoreductase activity, acting on paired donors, with incorporation or reduction of molecular oxygen; heme binding; iron ion binding.